Merops nubicus (carmine bee-eater) is the source of this 3552-nucleotide messenger RNA. RefSeq names its product HEAT repeat-containing protein 1-like. Gene Ontology annotation, cellular component: small-subunit processome; t-UTP complex; 90S preribosome. The annotation marks the transcript as partial. Gene Ontology annotation, biological process: positive regulation of transcription by RNA polymerase I; maturation of SSU-rRNA from tricistronic rRNA transcript (SSU-rRNA, 5.8S rRNA, LSU-rRNA). The record is from RefSeq and is a predicted model, not a curated record. The transcript has 24 exons. Gene Ontology annotation, molecular function: snoRNA binding. Lineage: Eukaryota; Metazoa; Chordata; Aves; Coraciiformes; Meropidae.
AUGGGGAUUGAUCCUUCAUUUGAAGUGUUCCAGUCCAGUUUGUUUAGCUCCACAUCCAAAGGCCUGGAACGCAGUGUUCAGUCUAAAGCAGUAAACCAGCAGCUGAAUAAGAAUAUUUCAUUGUUCCUCAUUCACCUCUCCCCUUACUUUAUGCUUAAGCCAGCCCAGAAGUGCCUUGAAUGGCUGAUUCACAGAUUUCACAUCCACCUCUACAAUCAAGAUAGUUUGAUUGGUUGUGUUCUGCCAUAUCAUGAAACUAAAUUAUUUGUGAGAGUUAUUCAACUUCUAGAUAUAAAAAGCCCAACUCAUAAAUGGCACUGGAUGGAUCCAAUAAGGAAACCUGGAGUCCCACUGGCAAGGGGUACUGUCAUUACACACUGCUACAAAGACCUGAAUUUCAUGGAUUUCAUCUGCAGGCUGGUGGCAAAAUCUGUGAAGGUCUUUUCAGAGUGUCCUGGCAGUGCAGCUCAGUUGAGAGUUCUUCUUGUGUUUUAUGCCUCCACCAUUGUGUCAGCCCUUGGAGCUGCAGAGAAGAUAACAGACACUAUAGUCUCUCUGCUGCUCCCUUACAUCCAAAAGGGCUUGAAAUCCUCUAUACAGGAUUACAGAGCUGCAACAUACAUGAUAAUCUGCCAGAUGACAGUAAAAGUGACAGUGGAGACUUCCUUGGUGCAUUCCUUGAUGUUACAGAUAAGCAAGACAUUAUCUAAAGUGCCCUCAUUAGUAAAGGAUGGGGUGGCAUGCUUGAACCUACUGCUACAAACUCAGAAAGGAGACAAACUUGGGAAGAAGCCGUUUAAUCAUCUGUGCAAAACACCAGGACUGGUCACAGUUUUGCAAGGCCUUUCAGCAAGCUAUGAUAUCUCUCCUCUUCUGCGUUACCUGUUGCCUCACCUUGUUUGCACUGUCAUGAGAAGUGAUGCAGAGGAACAAGAAGAAUCUGAGGAGACGGAGAAUCAGAUUUACAUCAAACAUCUUGAAGCUAUUCUUCAGAGUAUACCACUGGAAAAAGAUUUAGAUCACCUGUUGGCUUCCAAGUUUCUUGAAGAGUUUAUCUCCUGUGGUACAGAGAUCGAAUCUAAUUCCACCAAAAUGGCUGCACUUAAUCAGAAAAUACUUCCUCUUAUCAGACUUCUGGAGAGAAAGUAUCCUAAAGCCCUGGAUGCUGUGUUGGAGAAGCAUCUGGAAGAUGGCACAGAUGAAGCUGACCAAAAUCUUUUUCACCAAUUUAUUUCUCUGUCAUUAAGCUGUGGCAAAUACAAGUUUCUGGAAGACUUGGAUACCUCUCUUCUGCUCAGUUUGAAUCAUCCUCAGCCAGCUGUGCGGGUCCUGGCUCUUCAGCAUUUGAAAGAUGUUAUUGAAACAUCAAAGGAAGGCUUUGAUCAGUCUUUCAUAGAAGAAGCAAUUUUUGGUCGUCUCAGGGAUGACAACAGAGAUGUUGUGAUGUCUGCUCUCAGUUCUUUGGAGAUUUUCAAGGAACAAGUCAAUCCAGAGGUAGUAAUAUCAAGUCUUUUGAACAUCUUCCAGAGAGCUGAUCUUUCAAAAGAUGGAAAGUGGUACAAGGUUCUGGAGCGAGCAAUAAAAAUUCUAGUCAAAGAGGAGAUUUUGAAAGAGAAAAAAGAACUACUAGAUGAAGCAGUAAUGAGGUUGUUACCUCUUAUGGUAAUCACUAAUGCGAAUUCAAAAUCUUCAGACUGGAAAAUGGCCAUUUGUCUGUCAGAAUCUGAUCUCUGCUCUUUACAUCCCUUACUGAAAGGCUGGCCAGAAGCUCUGGAAGAGGCAAUUAAAUCUAGCAAGCCUGUAGAGCUGAUUGGAGUGGCCAACAGGAAAAUGAUUCUACUGUUUGCUAAAAACAUGACUUCAGGGGACCCUUCCCUACUAUUGCAAAUGGUUGAUGAUCUGAUACUUGUUGCUGAAACGGAAUCUGACAGUGUGAGACAGAAAGUAACUACUCACAUAAUUGGUUCAGUGCUUGUUCAGUGCUGCUGCAGUACACAGAUGAAGGAGAGUUAUUUUCCAGUGGCUAUCAGAGUAUUCCGUUUCUUGGAUAAAAAAAUAAAAAACCUCAGAGCUUGUGAUCCUGCAGAGGAAACUCCCCUAAACUGGUCUGUUGAAACAACAGAGGAAACUUUGGUGCCUAAGGACUUGUUAGCUGCAUAUAUAGACAAGCUGGAUAGUGAUCAGACUGCUUAUGCAGAAGAGACAGCCAUGUUCCUAUUCAUAUUGAAAAACUUCAUUAAUGGCCUGAAACCUCCUCUGUCCUUUUCAAAAGAGGAAACUUGGUGGAAUCCUGAAUCUCUGGAUCAAGACAGCCAAGAUUACCUGCACCUCCUUUUGGGGCUAUUUGACCUACUUGUCUGUGGAGCUAGUGAGGGAAGCAAUGCUACUGAGUACAGAGCAUUGAUGAAUCUCUUACUCAAGGUACAUCUAAAAGAUUCAGAGGUUCUCUUCAAAUUCCUUUCUAUUUUGUGGACAUACAGUUACAACCUUUCAAAUCACCUGAACUAUGAAGUCAAUGCAAUGCUACAGACUCAAGCUCUAUAUAUUGGCUAUGCACUGCUUGAAUCACAGACAUACCAAAAAAAGAAACAGCUGCUAUCACCAUCAUCUCCAGUGGUGAUAUCUUUGCUAGUUAACUUGGGUAGUCCUGUGAGUGAAGUUCGAAGGGCUGCUCUCAACUGUCUGCAUUCCCUGAGAGGAAUAAAGGAGUCUUUAUUUCAUCCUGUUCUUCAACAUUUGGAGCAAAAGACAGAAGAGAUCAUAGCUGACCCUACAUACAUAACACAGAUCAUGGAAACUCUAUUUGAGGAGCCUGAGACACAAUCAAAGCAGAAAUCCCAGAAGAAGAAAUUGUUGGAAGCUUUGGAAAGCAUACUUGAUUGUGUACAGAACCCUAUUUUACCAUCCUAUAUUGCAAGAAACUUACUGAAAAUUCUUCAUGAAGUGCAUGGUGAAAUGAUUCUUUCUCACCUCUUGCCUGUACUAGACCGGUUGCUAGAGAAGGUCUUUAAGAAACCUGAGGCAAUGUUGAAAGAUGAAGUUGUUCUCCUGCAUUUCAUCCUUGGAAAGUUUAAUGAAUAUUCAGCAACCCUCUUGUGCAAGAAUCAGCAGAGUCUAGAUUUGUUUAUCAGAAGUCUCCAUGCUGGCAAGAAAAUCUAUGAGGAAAUUCCACCAUUUCAGAUCACAGCACUUGGGCAGAUAACUAAGCCGUUUUUUGCAGCGCUGUCAGAUGGGAUGGUGCAACAGAAGCUGUUAAAAGUGUUGUUUGACUUGCUGUUAAACUGUAAGAACCCACUUUGUGCCCAGACAAUUAGCAGUGUCUUUAAAGGGAUUUCAGUGUAUGCUGAGCAAAUUGUCAGAGAACUGGAGCCUCCAGAGAAAACCAAAAGUCUGGCCACUGUUCAGCAAACUAGAAGGCAGAAAAUGCAGCAACAGAGAAAGCCUCAGGAUGCAGAACUGGCCACGGAAACGAGCCCGUUCAGCUGGCGGAGGGUUAUGCUCAUUCUGGAGCUGCUGCAGCAUAAGAAGAAGCUCAGGCGCCCGCAGGCGUUG